Molecule: messenger RNA, 3188 nt
Organism: Physcomitrium patens
Lineage: Eukaryota; Viridiplantae; Streptophyta; Bryopsida; Funariales; Funariaceae
Product: G-type lectin S-receptor-like serine/threonine-protein kinase At2g19130
Biological process (GO): recognition of pollen; protein phosphorylation
Molecular function (GO): protein serine/threonine kinase activity; ATP binding
Source: RefSeq, a predicted model, not a curated record
GUGUGUGUGGAGAGAGAGCGAGACGAAAUGUCCAUGACGAUGACGGAUUCCAUGACGUUUCCUUUACAGACAGAGAGCGAUGUGAGCGGUUUCGCUGAACAGUGCCGCGGAGCUCAUGGCUCACGCCGCGCACAACCUUCCGUGACGGCCUCUCCUCAUGAUCUCACCACAACAAACCCGCUGUAGUUUAGGCCCACAGCGGAUGUUGAGUUCGCGGUGCGAUGGCCGCGAGUAGCUCGCGAUUUCUUUGAUGCAUGAGAUAGGAGUUCAUUGGAGUUAUGAAAGCACCGCGUGAAGGUUUUGCAGUUUGAGGGGUUGAAUGAUCGGUGCUGGAUGAGUGUUUUGCAACUGCUUUAGAGCUAGUGGAGUAAGCUUUGGGGGUGUGAUUUUCGCAGCCGUUGUGGCAAUGGAAAGAUGGGUUCCUAUCAGACUGGUGGUGGCUGUGUCGAUGGUGAUGACCACGAGAAUUGUGGCUCAAUCGGCGAGCCUCGAUGCACAGUCGUUUGGUUUGAAUGCCACUCUCGGCGGCAACCAGACAUGGCUGUCCGAGAACGGGACCUUCACCAUGGGAUUCUACCCCAUUCCGGCGAACUCCAGCUCGCUGUACUUGGCGGUGUGGUACUCGGGAGUUCCGGUGGCGCCUGUGUGGCUGAUGAACCGCGAGAGAGCUGUCAAGAGCGGGGCUACUCUGACGCUUAACAAUGCGGGAAGUCUUGUGCUCGCAAACGCUGAUGGCUCUAGCGUCUGGACAUCCAACACGUCCGGUGUCGGUGUUGUGGGCGGAAAGUUUCUGGAGAAUGGCAACAUAGUGCUUCGAAACUCGUCGAACUGGACCAUGUGGGACAGCUUCGACUACCCGACGGAUACGUUCCUCCCAGGGUUGAUCGUGCAAGUGGGCCACAAAUUCACGUCAUGGAGGACGAACAGCGAUCCAUCACCUGGUCUGUACACUUUCGAGAUGUUGGCCGAUGGGCAGCUGUAUUUCAAGUGGAACGGGACCGAGACAUACUACAACAGUGGGCCGUGGGGGGGGUCCUAUUUCACGAACCCGCCGCAGCUGGGGAGAACAACGUCACCGGAUGUGUUUCACUUCGACAACAGCACAGGGAGCCCGAGGUUCUAUUACAAUACCUCUGGGAGAUCGGCCACUGCUGACAUCUCCCUCAAGCGGAUGCGCCUCGACCCGGACGGCGUGGCGCGCCAGCACAUCUGGGUCAUCGACUCCAACUCCUGGCAGACCUUCAUCAGCGCCCCUGUCGAGCCGUGCGACUCGUACCACGUCUGUGGGAAAAAUUCUCUCUGCAUCAGCAGCAAUUACAUUCCGGGCUGCACCUGUCUGCCGGAUUUUCGACCCGUCAGUGCUGCGGAAUGGAGCGACCAGGAUUAUUGGUUGCAAGGGUGUGGGCGCGACCCUGCGCUGCUUGGAUCUUGCACCACAAACGCCAGCAUCGCUAACUCCACCUCAGAUUUCUCUUUCAUGGCGUUGGCAGGCGCCACCAUUGAAGUUAACCGGACCAGCCCGCCCCAGUUUUUCUUCAACGACACCGAGUCCGCCUGUCGGGAAAGAUGCGCGGGCAAUUGCUCUUGCGGAAGUUUCUCCUUCUCGGAGGUUGCACCCGGAACUAGCACAGCCACCAACUGUACACUGCACUCAACAUCCACGGUCUUCUUCAACGCGCGAUCCUCAAACGUCACCUCCAACGAUUCCACUGGCACGCCAUUCAUGCUGCGCUUUCUGGUAACUCCCAACCGCGAGAGAGGUGACAAUAACGGGUCCUCCUUCAAUGGGGCCAAGCUAAUUAUCACGGUGGUGAUUGUAUGCUGCGUUGUGGUGGCUGUGGCUGCCAGCCUCUUAUGGUGGUUGUGCAUCAGACGCCGGGAUGCCAAGCGGAGGGCCGAUGCCGCCGCGGCCUUCAGCGUUGUGGGCUUGGCGCGAUUCACCUACAAGGAACUCGUGGAUGCGACAGGGAACUUCGGCCACCAGCUGGGCAGUGGUGGGUUUGGAACUGUAUUCCAGGGGACGCUGCCGGACAAGAGCGAGGUAGCGGUUAAGACACUAAACAAGCUGCGGCAAGGAGAACAAGAAUUUCGUGCUGAGGUUGCUGUCAUCGGGACUGUCCAGCACAUAAACCUCGUCCAGCUUCGAGGGUUUUGCGCGGAGGGUGACCACCGUGCCUUAGUGUACGAAUACAUCCCUAAUGGCUCACUGGAGAAGUACCUCUUCAGACGAGUAGCUGGGAAAGGAGACGGCCCUCAAGAUGUCAACAAUGUCAUGGACUGGAGGACGCGGAUGGCCGUCGCUCUUGGAGCUGCUCGUGGCAUUGCGUAUCUGCACCACGAGUGCAGGUCGAGCAUCAUCCACUGCGACGUCAAGCCGGAGAAUAUCCUCCUGAGCGGGGACUUCACCCCUAAGGUGGCGGAUUUUGGCCUGGCCAAGCUCAUGGGCAAGGACGUGAGCCGAUUGAUUACCAACAUACGUGGGACGCGGGGUUACUUGGCUCCAGAGUGGCUCACAAAUUGCACUCUAACGUCCAAGGUGGAUGUCUACAGCUACGGCAUGACUCUUCUGGAGAUCAUCAGCGGGCGACGCACCGUGGACUUGUCUUAUCCCGCCGACAAGUGGUUCUACGCUGUGUGGGCGUACAAGGAGAUUUCCAAGGGUCGGGAUUUGACCAGCCUUGUGGAUGACAGACUGGCGAAAGGGAGCGUGGACGCAGAGGAGCUUCGGAGGGCGUUGCAUGUGGGGCUAUGGUGCACUCAGGACGAUCCUGUGAAGCGACCCAACAUGAGGGACGUUGAGAAGAUGCUGGAGGGUGUCUUGGACGUUAACGAUGCGCCUGCUCCUCCGUCCUACAUUGCUCAAACUGACGAAGCUUGCAACUCAGGAGAUUCAAAAAUUGCCAGCACUGAUGAGAAAGGGUCACAGCUUAUGAAUGGCAUCUCCUUUGAAUACACACAAACGUUUUCAGGGAGGUAGUAAUAGUUACACAUGUAUGAUACUUGUUGGAGCCGGACGACAACAUUCAGAAUCUCAGCAUGUUAAAUUGAUCUCAUCAGUUAGCUCCGAGCUUACACCUAGACCGAGAAUGAAUAAAGUGUAGGAUAGAACUGGGUGCAAAGCGCGGAUGAAGAGAUGUAAUGCAAUCUUCUUACGAAUUCAAUCUGUUUCUUGUCCAGUUCAUUAUUUA